This is a messenger RNA of Megalobrama amblycephala (Wuchang bream), 3765 nucleotides long. Its product is annotated as gastrula zinc finger protein XlCGF8.2DB-like. Lineage: Eukaryota; Metazoa; Chordata; Actinopteri; Cypriniformes; Xenocyprididae. Bases 2667 to 3419 code for a protein of 250 amino acids. The record is from RefSeq and is a predicted model, not a curated record. The transcript is spliced from 2 exons. Gene Ontology annotation, biological process: regulation of transcription by RNA polymerase II. Gene Ontology annotation, molecular function: RNA polymerase II cis-regulatory region sequence-specific DNA binding; DNA-binding transcription factor activity.
UUGCAGAUACUGUUUAUGCUCAAGCAGCAACAUUACACACUAACUAAAGUUAAAAAAGUGAAAUCACAAUGAACCACGGUAAUGCUUUAGAUUACAGCCCGGAAAGUACUGCAUAAUUACAAUGAAUUUACAGUGUAACUUUCGAUAAUUAUAUUGAACCUAUAAAGUUAGUACGUGUAAGUAUAGGGGAACAAUAUGUAAUAUGUAAAGGAAUAAAGGGGUAACAACCAGGAAAAUAACAAAUUAUUUAUACUGUAAGUAUUUCAGAACUAAGGGGUACUUAUAGUGUUAUGAUAGACAACAGUCUUAUGUUGGGGAGCAAUUUAGCAAGAAAAUGCACUGAUUAAGUUGUUUCAAGGCAAGUAGAAAGAUACGGAGCCCCUAAAGGGACCUUUGCAAAAAAAAAAAAAAAAAAAUUGACAGAGUUUCGCGUGCUCACGAGAAACUGUCGCGUGCUCACGAGAAACUGUCGCGUGCUCACGAGAAAAUAUCGCGUGCUCACGAAAACUAUAGCGUGCUCACGAGAAACUAUCGCGUGCUCACGAGAAACUAUCGCGUGCUCACGAGAAAAUAUCGCGUGCUCACGAAAACUAUAGCGUGCUCACGAAAAACUAUCGCGUGCUCACGAGAAACUAUCGCGUGCUCACGAGAAAAUAUCGCGUGCUCACGAAAACUAUAGCGUGCUCACGAAAAACUAUCGCGUGCUCACGAGAAACUAUCGCGUGCUCACGAAAACUAUAGCGUGCUCACGCGAGAAACUAUCACGUGCUCACGAGAAACUAUCGCGUGUUCACAAAAACUAUCGCGUGCUCACGAAAACUAUAGCGUGCUCACGAGAAACUAUCGCGUGCUCACGAGAAACUGUCGCGUGCUCACGAGAAAAUAUCGCGUGCUCACGAAAACUAUAGCGUGCUCACGAAAAACUAUCGCGUGCUCACGAGAAACUAGUGCACGCGAGUGCUCACGAAAACUAUAGCGUGCUCACGCGAGAAACUAUCACGUGCUCACGAGAAACUAUCGCGUGUUCACAAAAACUAUAGCGUGCUCAUGAAAACUAUCGCGUGCUCACGAGAAACUUUCGCAUGCGCACGAAAAACUAUUGCUCUGUCAAUUUUUUUUUUUUGCAAAGGUCCCUUUAGGGCAGAUGGCAUGAGGGUAAAAGAUGAGUAAACAGUGAGCAGAUUUCCGGGUGUACACUAUUUUUUUUUAAAUACAGAAUAGCAAAUGGGAUUUCCUCUUAAAGGAGCUGUAUGUAGGAUUGUGGCCUAAACUGGUACUGCAAUCACUAUAAAAAUACUGUAGAGCGGUGUAUCCCCUCCCCCUACCCCCUGACUCGAGGUUGCCAGAUGAGCUGCAGGAUUCAGCAGAAACGUAGGCUGCUUCAAUGAGCUUCCAAUGGCAAGUGACGAACAGACGUACACAGUAAGUUUUUUUUUCUGUUAAUUCUGUUUAUGCUUCAUGAGAGAUAUUUUGAUAAGUAAUUAUGUAUUUAAAAAAUGUACUAAUUGUCAUUAGUUAAAUAUAAUCGUAAAGGUUUAUGCUCGUAUGUGACAGACAGAACGGUAACUGUUAGUCUAACUUGUAACGUUAUUUAUCUGUCAUUAAUGUAAGUACAAGCACAAGCCUAUGUCACUGUGUGUAACCAAUAUCAAAGACAGCUAUUCAUUUAGCUGAUGCUAUAAGUGAAAGUGGCCAGCUGUAUUUUUUUACUUACCCUGCAGCACACGUCCAUAACGCUAAAAUAUGUGAUGUGAAAGAUUACAUGACAUUCUAUUAUUUAUCACAGGGUUGUUUUCAGUUCCAUCAGAAAAUAUUGUUAGAGUAACUAAAUUACAUUAGCAAUGGUCAUACAGGUCAACUUGCAGCAUGUGUAACUUAGUCCACAAUAUACGUGAAGAACAAAUGACGAAUCAUUUUUACUGAGGUAACAUUAGGCUACUGUCUCAAUUACGUUUCAAAUUGCCAUAAUGGGCGUGCUAAUGUUGUUUUCCUCAGCGUCUCAGCAUGAUGACAGAGCAUACGUCCAUGUGAGCUAACGUUAUGUUACUUUGCACAAACAUGCAUAACUUUGUUUGACUGUCAUGAAUAUAUGAAAUGUCCAUUGACAUCAAGUACAAGUUAGCCAAGCAUAGAUGAAUCUUACCUGUCCAGGAGAAAAUUAGCAACGUUGGCGUCUGUGUUCAAAUUCUUCUCCGUUUUCAGCCGUCUCCAUCUUUCAAAAGCAUCUCCAAUACAAAUUCUGGUUUUAUUUCGGACUUUGUCACGACGAAUUUGUGAAUUAUAACGAGGUCAUUUUGAUUUAGUAACAUUAGACAUUUUUAUCCGACUGGAGUUAGGGUAGGUUACAGCAAAGCUGGCAACACGGAUCCCGAAACACUACUGACUUCGUGAUUGGUAGAUAGGUGGAGGGAGGCGCGUCAGGCCAAAACACAAAAUGACAACAUCAACAUCAGUUGAGGGCUGCAAGUCCACUUUUUAAAUGACAAUAUCCUGGCCGGACUACUUUUGUCAGUGAUAUAAGUAUUUGAAAUGAACAUGAUUUCUUAAUGUCUAGUGACACAUCAGGGCCAUUUUAUGAUUAAUUGAAAUAGAUUUCUUGCAUACAGCUCCUUUAAGAUUCAUCAGUGGAAAGAAAAAGAAGAAGAGGAACAAGAGGAGGAGACCUAAUGACACUGAAAGAGGCGAGUCAUGAACUUAAUGAAAGGGAAGAAGAGAAAGAACAUUAUAAUGAACAUCAGGAUUUCAUGACUGGAGAAAGAUCGACACAGGCUAAAAAGUCUUCCUUACAAAAAAGAGCUCAAAAGACAGGAAGUAAAAGUUAUUUCACCUGCCAACAGUGUGGAAAGAGUUUUGAUCAACAUAGAAACCUUCAAGUCCACAUGAGAAUUCACACUGGAGAGAAACCUUUCACCUGCCAGCAAUGUGGACAGCGUUUCAGACAUAAAGAUAACCUUAAAAUCCACAUGAGAAUUCACACUGGAGAGAAACCAUUCACCUGCCAACAGUGUGGAAAGAGUUUCAGACAUAAAGGGAACCUUAUAACCCACAUGAGAAUUCACAAUCAAGAGAAGGCUUACACCUGCCAACAGUGUGGAAAGAGUUUCAGACAUAAAGUAAGCCUUGGAGUCCACAUGAGAGUUCACACUGGAGAAAAGCCUUACACCUGCAAACAAUGUGGACAGAGUUUCAGUCAAAAAGGAAGCCUUAUAGGCCAUAUCAGAAUUCAUUCUGGAGAAAAGCCUUACACCUGCCAACAGUGUGGAAAGAGUUUCAGUCAUAAAGGAAGCCUUAUAGCCCACAUGAGAGUUCACACUAGAGAAAAGCCUUACACAUGCCAACAGUGUGGAAAGAAUUUCAGUGAGAAAGGAAGUCUUACAGUCCACAUGAUAACUCACACUGGAGAGAAACCUUACACCUGACAACAGUGUGGAAAGAGUUUCAGUGGAAAAGGAAAGCUUGAAAUCCACAUGAGAAUUCACACUGGAGAGAAGUCUUUCACCCACCAGCAAUGUGGACAGAGUUUCAUUCAAAAAGAACAUCUUAAAAAACGGUGUAAAGGUGUAAAGAGUACCUGAAAACCAUACUUGAGUAAAAGUACAGAUACCUUACAGCAAAAAAUUACUCCAUUACAAGUUACAAGUCACCAAUCUAAUACAACUUGGGUAAAGGUCUUAACUGUACUUAAAGCUGCUGUCUAACUUUUUUGUGUUCAAAAUGUACAAAAAUUAUAUAAUGAGAAUGUACAACAUGAAUCCAUUUUCCAAA